AAUUAUUCUGUCCUGACAACAUCCGGAUGGCUUUGCGGGUACCUGUAAUACACUGAUGAAGGAAGAUUGGUUUAUCUGUCUUGGUGUUCAGUUGGCCACACAAUGUUGAAUGGAACCAUACCAUACCUAACAUACAUGUAUGUUUGGGAAUCUAUUGACAACCUUGACAUCAACUACUGGAAAUGGGUAUUAUGGGUACUGUACCCAAUUGUCAUAUCCUUCCUGUUGCCAUUGGUCAUUCUAUUGUUUUUCUAUGGAAUGGCUUUGUUUCUACAUGUCCAUAACUAUCGACAUCGUCUGCGGGAAGCUUAUAGUCAAGACUUUUGGGAUGGAGCAAGAAAGACGGUGUCAGCCUUUUGGGAUGGUCAGGCAAGAAUUUGGCAUGGUUAUGAAAUUGAAGGCCUGGACAAGAUUCCAAAAGAAGGACCAGCACUCUUAAUAUAUUACCAUGGUACCAUACCAAUAGAUUUCUACUACAUUAUAGCUAGGUGUAUGUUGGAAAAAAAUAGACAUAUACGAGCUGUUGGGGAUAACUUCUUAUUUCACAUUCCAGGUUGGAGACUGUUGAUGGAAGUAAUGAGAGUUACACCAGGGACUAUACAGAGUUGUGUUAAUGUUCUGAAGGGAGGACAUCUUUUAGGAAUUGCUCCAGGUGGUGUAAGAGAAGCCUUAUUCGGAGAUGAAUAUUAUCCAGUAAUGUGGGGUAAUCGUAAUGGAUUUGCUAAAGUAGCUAUCCAAGCUAAUGUGCCAAUAUAUCCAGUAUUUACUCAGAAUUUACGUGAGUCUUUCAGAACGCCAAGAAUUGGAAGAAGUUGGCUGAGAAGAUUAUAUGAGAAAACUAGAUUACCAAUAGUCCCUAUUUAUGGAAUAUUUCCUGUAAAAAUGAAAACAUUUAUUGGAGAUCCUAUCUAUCCAAAAGAAAACAUGAAUCCUGAUGAGUUAGCAAAACAGGUUAAGGAGUCUGUCCAGCAGCUGAUACAUACUCAUCAAAGAAUACCAGGGAAUAUACUUAAAGCUCUGGUUGAUAGGUUAGGCUUUGAAUUUUCCAAACCGAAACAAAGUUAAAGGAACAACUGUUUUUUUGUUUUAUACUCAGGGUUUACAUGAUCUUUGUUCAACUGUAGCAUUUGUAGAUACAUGGUGCUGUAUUUGAUGAUCUUUUAUUUAAUGUGGUUUGAUGCUUUAAAAGACAAACAAGUAAAAUAUUAAUAAUUAUGUAUGUGUUGAAAGCACUGAAAACAUGUUUUCUCAUCAGGUAUUACAAUUAUUUAUUGAAAAAUUACAAUGAAAUUAAAUAGAGAUAUAUUAUUAAACAAAGAACCAAAUUGAUCAAACAAGUUUUUUAUCCUUUUAUUUUUUUUAAAGAUUUUGUAAUUCGAAUAUUUUUCACUUAUAAAAUAUGUAGUAAACUCAAAUACUGUUAAUACUGAUUUCACUGUCACUUAGCAAACAAACUAAAUGAAAUCCACAGUUCCUUGUUCACUGUUAAAUAAAUACAAUGUAUUAAGAUAUUACUCAGGCUUCAUAAUUAUGGUAGAAGAAGCAAUAACUUCGGUUGAUUGAAAAAAAUCAUGUAAAUAAAUAUGACCAUUUUAAGAAAGGAGUUAAUAUGAGGGGUUAGACUUUUCAAAUACAAAAAAAAUGAAGUAAAAACAAGGAAAAAAUUAAGUGGCAUGAUUUCAAGGUUACAUUAAAUCAGAGGUGUAAGGGUUUGUAUAAACAAGAAAUAAUGGAUUAAUGCAAAGCUAAGAUCUUAUGUGUAGAUGCUACACAGAACACACAAGUUAUUUAUUUAGAGGUGGAUAUAAUACACAGUGAGAAGAAAUAAUCAUGAUUUGAUUAGUGUAUGUGUAGAUGCUACACAGAACACACAAGUUAUUUAUUUAGAGGUGGAUAUAAUACACAGUGAGAAGUAAUAAUCAUGAUUUGAUUAGUGUAUGUGUAGAUGCUACACAGAACACACAAGUUAUUUAUUUAGAGGUGGAUAUAAUACACAGUGAGAAGUAAUAAUCAUGAUUUGAUUAGUGUAUGUGUAGAUGCUACACAGAACACACAAGUUAUUUAUUUAGAGGUGGAUAUAAUACACAGUGAGAAGUAAUAAUCAUGAUUUGAUUAGUGUAUGUGUAGAUGCUACACAGAACACACAAGUUAUUUAUUUAGAGGUGGAUAUAAUACACAGUGAGAAGUAAUAAUCAUGAUUUGAUUAGUGUUUUGAUGAAUUCUUUACAGUUUGUUAGAGAGAAAUGAGAUCAUGUUUAUUCCUAUAAUUAGACAAUCUUGACCAUGUUAAGUUUGUUUUUUUAAAUUUGAUUGUACAAGAGAUUAUGUGAUUUACAGCAAACAAGGUUUUCAAAUAUGAUGAUAUGAACCUGUUUGAUGUGAUGCUAAUCAUUUUGUGUAAUAAAUAGACAGGAUUUUUGAAAAUCACUUGUGACAAACAGACAUUUAUUUACAUUGGGCCCUAGAAGUGAUAAAUUUGAUGUAAAAAAACUAGUCUUUCGUACUACUGAUGUAAGUCUUUCAUUCAAAUUUAUAAAUUUUUGUUACCUAAAAUUAGUGCUUAUUUAUAUAUUUAUUUGUUCACACUAUUGUAAAUGUGUUUUUUUUUCUAAUCUUUAAGAAAUGCUGUUGAUAGUUUAUUAUGGGAACAAUCUGGUUGUUUUUAUUUACCAGUAUUGAUAUUUAUUAUGACAUUAGUUAUUUUGUGUAAUUUUGUGUAAUUUUGAUAUUUUGCUUAUUUGCUUUAAAUCAUGGCAUAUGAAUAUAUUUUACUUUUUGUUUUUAUUAAGUCUACUAUGAUACAUGUACAUAAUUAUCUACAUGCAUAAGUUUCAUAUGAGAUUAAGUUUAGAAUGCAAUUUAUAUGUAUCUUGUGGAGCAGGAUCUGCCUACCUUAUUGUAGCACCAGAGAUCUUCCCUGGUCUUUGGUCAGUUCAAAUUGCUUAGUCUUAAUUUGUCUAUGUUAUGUAAUGUGGACUUUUUUUGUCUAUUCCUUGUUGGGUUUUUUAAGCACCUGGCCUAGAUUAGACAGUGAGCUUUAAUCAUCACUUAUCAUCUUUGUUGUCUGUUAACAAUUACCAAAAAAUACUCUUCUGAAACUACAAGCCCAAAGUAUAAAAGCAUACUUAUAAUCAAUCAAGGGGUUUAGUUUGAAAAAUAUGUAUGAUUGAUCCCACAAUCCAACCAACAUAGCCUUCAAGGCUAAAAAAAGAACAUAAGUGAAAAAUGCAAGUAUUGCAUUUUGUUUUGAAAACCAUUAUAGAAAAGAAAAAAAUCUGAUCAAAUGCCUCUUUUUGAGGGCUCAAUCUACAAUUUGACAAAAAACGUAAUUGUCAGUCCAUUCCUAAUAAGAUUUAUUGCCUGUGAAUGAUAAUUUUUACCAACUUUAAAAAAUAAAUGAUUAGACUGUCUGAUUUUUAACCUUUUCAGAGCUUAAGGUGGUACCUAACACUACAGGAAGAUAACUCUGUAAAGUCUGCUAAACGUUUUAAUAACGUUGUGUUGUAAAGGUAAUAUUAAGCUUCUCAGUGAUCAAAAUUGGUGUUUGUCAAACUGCAAUAUAACCAGUGUAAUUUUUCUGAGAAAAUGGUUGGUUCAAAAUUUUUGAAAUUUUUAUAUUUUUGUUAAAGGGUCAAAGUAAAUACUUUGUCAAAAUUUUAUGAAAAUGAAAGAGCCAAAUUAAUUUUAGUGUAAGUGUUGGGUACCACCUUAAAUAAUAUUAGAGUGAACCUUUUAUUUGUUCAUUAUAAAAAAAUGAGAUUUAAGUCAUACAUUAUAUUUUAGUCUACAAUAAGUUGGCUAUUGUUGAAUAUGCACAUAAUAUCCAAUGAGGUAUUUAGGCUCUUAGUGCCUUUGUUUUCUAUGAUAAAGUCAAUCUUUCUCCACUUUGAUUGUCGUUUUUGUGUCUUCUGUCUCUUUUAUCAUGACAGUUUCAAUAAACUAUUGAAUCAACUGAAAUGAAAUUGAAAUAAGUAUGGAUGGUCAAAAUGGGUGGUAGGAACAGGAGUGUAUGGAGGGACAAGGAGAAAGUGCAACAAAAACAGAGAUCUAUUUUAUAAAGGUAUUCUAGUAACACCACUUGCACUAAUUGAGAUGCUUAUUUUUACCCUUGUUCAGGUCUUACAGUUGUUGUAGUUAUUUUUUUAUAAUUAGCAAUUGAUUUAUUAUUAUUGUUAAUGAUUUAAUCAGAUACAAAUGUUAUAUACUAUGAAAGUCUUGAUACGCUUAAAAUUACAGUUGUUGAAUAAAGAAAAUAUUUGUAAUCGCUUCUGAUGACUUUAAUUAUGAAGACUUUUUUAGGCUUUGCCACCACUUGGCACCAGACGGCAAAAAAACAUUAUAAAAUAAUUUGAACUAUCUUUUAUAUACAAUUUCGGUAAGACUGAAACAAACAUGUCUUGCUAGCAUUUUGAAGCAUUUUUUCAAAGUGCAAUAACAACAAAAAGAUAUUUAAAAAGAUAAUUUUUUCCAAGGUAUAAGCCAAGCUUUCUAAUGUAGAUGUUCUGAAAAGUUAAGCAAUUUAUAGAAACUUUGCUAAUGAGAACACAUUGUUAUGAUAAGAUGGAACAGUAUGUUCAAAAAGCUAUUUUAUAGAAACUUUGCUAUUGAGAAAACAUUGUUAUAAUAAAAUGGAAUAGUAUGUUCAAAUUCAUAUUAUAUAUUUUAAGUGACUCUUGAUCUCAUGAACAAGUCAAGGUUAUUUCACAUUUUCAGUUUUGUUUUGAAUAAAUAUUUUGAAAAUGCAUGUUUAUAUUCAAUUUAUGA
Molecule: messenger RNA, 4764 nt
Organism: Mytilus trossulus (common blue mussel)
Lineage: Eukaryota; Metazoa; Mollusca; Bivalvia; Mytilida; Mytilidae
Product: DGAT1/2-independent enzyme synthesizing storage lipids-like
Exons: 9
Coding region: 103-1065 (320 amino acids)
Molecular function (GO): acyltransferase activity
Source: RefSeq, a predicted model, not a curated record